CAGUGGUGUGGUGUAUCUCCAGGGCCGCUUCGCCGUCAGGGCGCGGUUGUAGGGAGUGACGGUUGGUCUGGUUCUCGCGCCAGCACCUUCCUUUCCUUCUGUCCGACUGCCUUGCGGGCCCGGUUCUCCAUCCGCGUGCACGGCAGCCUAGCGCGAUGAGGCGGGCAGCACUGCGGGUUUGUGCCUUGAGCAAGGGGCUGCUUUCUCCUGGCAGAGGACUGAAUCAAGGAUUCCAGGACUCCAGGAAACAGGGAACCUUCCACAUUCAUGAAGUUCGAGAUAAAUUGCGGGAGAUAGUAGGAGCAUCUACAAACUGGAGAGACCAUGUGAAAGCAAUGGAGGAAAGAAAAUUACUUCAUGGUUUUUUGGCAGAGUCACAGAAAGGAAUGCCACCCAGGAGAAUGAAGGACAGUUACAUCGAAGUUCUCUUGCCUUUGGGCAGUGAGCCUGAAUUACGAGAGAAGUAUUUGACUGUUCAAAACACUGUAAGGUUUGGCAGGAUUCUUGAGGAUCUUGACAGCUUAGGAGUUCUUAUUUGUUACAUGCACACCAAAAUUCAUUCAGUUGAGAUGUCUCCUUUAUCAAUAGUAACAGCCCUGGUGGACAAGAUUGAUUUGUGUAAGAAAAGCUUAAGCCCAGAACAGGACAUUAAGUUCAGUGGCCACGUUAGCUGGGUUGGGAAGACAUCCAUGGAGGUGAAGAUGCAAAUGUUCCAGUUGCAUGGUGAUGAAUUUUGUCCUGUUUUGGAUGCAACAUUUGUAAUGGUGGCUCGCGAUUCUGAAAAUAAAGGGCCGGCAUUUGUAAAUCCACUCAUCCUUGAAAGCCCAGAGGAAGAAGAGCUCUUUAGACAAGGAGAAUUGAACAAGGGGAGAAGAAUUGCCCUCAGUUCCACAUCAUUACUGAAAAUGGCUCCCAGCGCGGAGGAGAGGACCACUAUACAUGAGAUGUUUCUUAGUACACUAGAUCCAAAGACUAUAAGUUUUCAGAGUCGAAUUUUGCCCCCUAAUGCAGUGUGGAUGGAGAAUUCAAAACUGAAGAGCUUGGAAAUUUGCCACCCUCAGGAGCGGAACAUUUUCAAUCGCAUCUUUGGUGGUUUCCUUAUGAGGAAAGCAUAUGAACUUGCUUGGGCUACUGCGUGUAGCUUUGGUGGUUCGCGACCAUUUGUGGUGGCAGUGGAUGACAUCAUGUUUCAGAAACCUGUUGAAAUUGGCUCAUUGCUCUUUCUUUCUUCACAGGUUUGCUUUACUCAGAACAAUUACAUUCAAGUCAGAGUACACAGUGAAGUGGCCUCUCUUCAGAAAAAAGAGCAUACAACCACCAAUGUCUUUCAUUUCACGUUCAUGUCGGAAAAAGAAGUGCCCUUGGUUUUUCCCAGAACAUAUGGAGAGUCCAUGUUGUACUUAGAUGGGCAGCGGCAUUUCAACUCCAUGAGUGUACCAGUGACCUUGAGAAAGGACUACCUUGUGGAGCCCUAGGAAAACCUCACGUGUGGAAAACCAGCCUUUCACCUGCAUUGACACAGUCCCUAAUAAUGGCCUUGAUUUUAGUGUUGCUUUCCAUCCUCCAUCGAGAAGGAGAAUGUAGUUAGCAUUUAGGGUGAUCGGAAAAGUAUAAUAACAGAAUGGCUGGAUGGGGCCGAGGGGAGAAAGAAUUAUUAAACCACAAAUAUUUUCAAAACAGUUUUCAUUGUAAACCUAC
Otolemur garnettii (small-eared galago) is the source of this 1698-nucleotide messenger RNA. It is a transcript of the gene ACOT9, whose product is annotated as acyl-CoA thioesterase 9. Bases 156 to 1475 code for a protein of 439 amino acids. Lineage: Eukaryota; Metazoa; Chordata; Mammalia; Primates; Galagidae. The transcript is spliced from 15 exons. Gene Ontology annotation, cellular component: mitochondrion. Gene Ontology annotation, molecular function: fatty acyl-CoA hydrolase activity. Gene Ontology annotation, biological process: acyl-CoA metabolic process. The record is from RefSeq and is a predicted model, not a curated record.